CAUGCGCGGUCAGGAAAUCGGAAGCGUUCCCAUGUAGAGUUUCUUAGUGUGUGAGAGAGACUCACGGAGUGUGUGUGUGUGUGUGUGUGUGUGUGUGUGUGUAUGUGUAUGUGUGAGUGUGAGUGUGACUGUGACUGUGUGACUGUGUGAGUAACGUGGCAGACGUGGACAUGGAGUUUGCUGCGCUCGUGGCAGUUUCGUUGAUUAUUGGAGCGCUGAUUAUUUUAGUCGCUGUAGCAGUUAGCAAACAGAAAGCUAAACAGAGUGAACAAGAGGAGCAGAACAACAAAGCAGCUGAAGAGAGCUCGGUGAAGGCUUCUGCCGCUAAGAAGCAGAAAGCGCAGCAGCGCCCUCGGAAGGAGAAACCUCAGCAGCACACGUUCUCCCACCCGCUGCUUGCCUCCUCGCUGAAGAGUCACAAUGCUGCAGUGACGUGCCUGGACUUCAGCAGUAACGGGAAAUACCUGGCCUCCUGCGCUGACGAUCGCACCGUCCGCAUCUGGAGCACUAAAGACUUCCUGCUGAGAGAUCAUAAAUGUCUGAGGGCCAACAUAGAGUACGACCACGCCACGCUCGUCCGCUUCAGCCCCGACUCCCGAGCCUUCAUCACAUGGCUGGCGAACGGAGAGACGAUUCGUAUCUUUAAGAUGACCAAGAAGGACGACGGCACGUUCAUUUUUAAAGCGGCUCCGGAGGAUUUUCCCCAGAAACACAAAGGCGUGGUUGUGGACAUGGCCAUCGCAGACACAGGGAAGUUUAUAAUGACUGCGUCGGUGGACACCAACAUCAUCAUCUGGGACCUGAAAGGAGAAGUGUUAGCCUCCAUCAACACCAACCAGAUGACCAACUCACACGCUGCUGUUUCUCCCUGCGGCAGGUUCGUGGCAGCGUGUGGCUUCACGCCAGAUGUUAAAGUUUGGGAAGUGUGUUUUGCUAAAACAGGAGAGUUUAAAGAAGUGACUCGAGCGUUCGACCUAAAAGGUCAUUCGGCCGGAGUGUACAGCUUCGAUUUCUCCAACGACUCCCGCAGGAUGGUGACGGUGUCUAAAGACGGCACGUGGAAGCUCUGGGACACUGAUGUGGAAUACAAGAAGCAGCAGGACCCGUACCUGCUCCGGACUGUACCAUGUUGGGUAUCGGAGGGGAGUCGUAUCGCUCUGUCUCCGGACGGUCGCGCGAUCGCCGUGUCUAAUGGCCGAGACGUUUACAUGUACAGCGCGAGCUCGGGUGAGCUGGAGGAGGAAUUCCACAACGUUCACAGUGAGGACAUCACCGACCUCAAAUUCGACAUUAACAACCGCUUCCUGGUGAGCAGCGGCGACCGCGCCAUCCGGGUCUUCCACAACGUGACGGGUUACCGCGCCGCCAUCGCCGACAUGCAGGCCCAGCUGAAGAAGAGCACCAACGCCGGUGUGAAGCAGCGACUGCAGCAGCAGAUCACUGACGCCCAGACCACGCUGGACGCCAUCACCAACACACAGAAUAACUGACCGCUGGGUCAGUUUUGGGUCUGUGUUUGACUGGAUGUGGUGUGCUGUUUUUAAUGAAUUAAAAAAAGUGUUUAUAGCAUGGGGUUCUGCUUUAUUUUAUGACUUUAUGAUAAAUAUUGUUGAAAAUAAAAUUGUUAUUUUAA
Molecule: messenger RNA, 1633 nt
Organism: Ictalurus furcatus (blue catfish)
Lineage: Eukaryota; Metazoa; Chordata; Actinopteri; Siluriformes; Ictaluridae
Gene: tbl2
Product: transducin beta like 2
Exons: 7
Coding region: 171-1490 (439 amino acids)
Biological process (GO): endoplasmic reticulum unfolded protein response
Cellular component (GO): endoplasmic reticulum
Molecular function (GO): protein binding
Source: RefSeq, a predicted model, not a curated record